Aricia agestis (brown argus) is the source of this 2756-nucleotide messenger RNA. It is a transcript of the gene Vha100-2, whose product is annotated as V-type proton ATPase 116 kDa subunit a1. The transcript has 15 exons. Gene Ontology annotation, molecular function: ATPase binding; proton-transporting ATPase activity, rotational mechanism. NCBI's taxonomy places the organism in Eukaryota, Metazoa, Arthropoda, Insecta, Lepidoptera, Lycaenidae. Gene Ontology annotation, cellular component: vacuolar proton-transporting V-type ATPase complex; vacuolar proton-transporting V-type ATPase, V0 domain; plasma membrane. Gene Ontology annotation, biological process: proton transmembrane transport; vacuolar acidification. The record is from RefSeq and is a predicted model, not a curated record. Bases 126 to 2645 code for a protein of 839 amino acids.
CAACGUAGUGCCAACAUAAAGUUAUAGUCAGUUUGCUCUCGCGCGCACCCCGCGCUAUACGUGUGUUACCUCGCUUUGUUUACAACAAUAUCAUUGAAGAGUCCGGGACACAAUAAACCUUCAUCAUGGGGGCUAUGUUCCGGAGCGAGGAGAUGGCCUUGUGCCAGCUCUUCAUCCAGCCCGAGGCCGCCUACACCUCGGUCUCCGAGCUCGGUGAAGCGGGAACCGUGCAGUUUAGAGAUUUAAAUCCGGACGUGAACGCGUUCCAGCGGAAAUUCGUGAAUGAGGUCCGCCGCUGCGACGAGAUGGAGCGCAAGCUUCGCUACAUCGAGGCCGAAGUUCACAAGGACAAGGUCCACGUGCCCGCCGUCAAAGACAUGCCCCGAGCGCCCAACCCCAGGGAGAUUAUCGACCUUGAGGCGCACCUGGAAAAGACAGAGAAUGAGAUUCUGGAGCUAUCGCACAACGCCGUUAACCUCAAACAGAACUACCUCGAGCUCACUGAGCUGAAACAUGUGCUGGAGAAGACAGAAGCCUUCUUCAACGCGCAGGAGGAAAUCGGCAUGGACUCCCUGACUAAGUCGCUGAUAUCCGACGAGACGGGCCAGCAGGCGGCGACGCGCGGGCGGCUGGGGUUCGUGGCGGGCGUGGUGCAGCGGGAGCGCGUGCCAGCCUUCGAGCGCAUGCUGUGGCGCAUCUCGCGCGGCAACGUGUUCCUGCGACGUGCGGAACUCGAUAAACCCCUUGAGGAUCCCAACACUGGCAACGAGAUCUAUAAGACGGUGUUCGUGGCGUUCUUCCAAGGCGAGCAGCUGAAGUCCCGCAUCAAGAAGGUGUGCACCGGCUUCCACGCGUCGCUGUACCCGUGCCCGCCCUCCAACACCGAGCGGCAGGACAUGGUCAAGGGCGUUAGGACGCGACUUGAGGAUCUUAACAUGGUGCUGAAUCAAACCCGCGACCACCGCCAGCGCGUGCUGGUGAGCGUGGCGAAGGAGCUCGGCAGCUGGUCGAUCAUGGUGCGCAAGAUGAAGGCCAUCUACCACACCCUCAACCUGUUCAACAUGGACGUCACACAGAAGUGCCUCAUCGGCGAGUGCUGGGUGCCCACCGCCGACCUGCCCAACGUACAGAAGGCGCUGGCUGAUGGAUCGAACGCAUGCGGCAGUUCGAUCCCGUCGUUCCUGAACUGCAUCGAGACGGACGAGGAGCCGCCGACGUUCAACCGCACCAACCGCUUCACGCGUGGCUUCCAGAACCUCAUCGACUCCUACGGCGUCGCCUCCUACAGGGAAUGCAACCCUGCUCUAUACACAAUCAUUACCUUCCCGUUCUUAUUCGCUGUGAUGUUCGGUGACCUGGGCCACGGGGCCAUCAUGGCGAUGUUUGGCGCAUGGAUGGUCGCCAAGGAGGUCUCCCUCGCCGCCAAGAAGACUAACAACGAGAUCUGGAACAUCUUCUUCGCCGGUCGCUACAUCAUUCUCCUCAUGGGCUGCUUCUCCAUGUACACUGGCCUGGUGUACAACGAUAUCUUCUCCAAGUCCAUGAACAUCUUCGGCUCGUCCUGGCUCGUGCCGUACGACAAUGAAACUAUGGAGACGAACGCCGCGCUCACGCUAGACCCGAAAGACGCGUACAUCGACAAACCCUACUUCAUCGGAAUUGAUCCAGUAUGGCAGACCGCCGACAACAAGAUCAUUUUCCUGAACUCGUACAAGAUGAAGCUGUCCAUCAUUUUCGGUGUCGUCCACAUGAUCUUCGGUGUCUGCAUGAGCGUCGUCAACUACAAUUUCUUCAAGCGUCGCUACUCCAUCGUUCUGGAGUUCCUGCCCCAGAUCGUGUUCCUCUGCCUGCUGUUCCUGUACAUGGUGUUCAUGAUGUUCUACAAGUGGGUCGCCUACAGCACCUUGUCUGAAGACCAAGCGUACAGCCAAGGCUGUGCGCCGUCAGUGCUGAUCCUAUUCAUCAACAUGAUGCUGUUCUCGAGCAACGAGCCGGAGGCGGGCUGCAAGGAGUUCAUGUUCGAGGGCCAGGGCAGCGUGCAGCGCGUCUUCGUGUUAGUGGCCCUGUGCUGCAUCCCAGUCAUGCUGCUCGGUAAACCCCUGUACCUGCUCAUGGCUAGCAAGAAGAAGAAGGAGGCUAAGCCGGAACAAGCUAACGGCAGCGUCAACCAAGGCAUCGAGAUGCAGCAGACGGACAUCGAGAACGGGCAGAACGGCGAGGCCAAGCCCGCCAAGGCCGGCGGCCACGACCACGAGGAUGAACCCUUCAGCGAGAUCAUGAUCCACCAGGCCAUACACACUAUCGAAUACGUGCUCAGUACCAUCUCCCACACUGCCUCAUAUCUCCGACUGUGGGCUCUGUCUCUCGCUCACGCAGAACUUUCCGAGGUGCUAUGGAACAUGGUGCUGACAUUCGGUCUCAAGGACCACGGCUACGUGGGUGCGGUGAAGUUGUACGUGGCGUUCAUGUUCUGGGCGCUGUUCACGCUCGCCAUCCUCGUCAUGAUGGAGGGGCUGUCCGCCUUCCUUCACACCCUGCGUUUGCACUGGGUGGAGUUCAUGAGCAAGUUCUACUCGGGUCUCGGCUACAUCUUCCAGCCGUUCUGCUUCAAGACCAUCCUCGAAAACGAUGACAAAGAAGAAUAAAUCUCUGAGGAGUGAAAACAUUUGACGUAGUUUAGUUUACAAACAGUAUUGGCAUUAUAUGCGAAUAGGUUUUCAAAAUGUCACAAAUUGAAGUAAAUAUUUCAAGCUGAA